Molecule: messenger RNA, 1576 nt
Organism: Dendrobium catenatum
Lineage: Eukaryota; Viridiplantae; Streptophyta; Magnoliopsida; Asparagales; Orchidaceae
Product: serpin-ZXA-like
Exons: 4
Coding region: 110-1429 (439 amino acids)
Molecular function (GO): serine-type endopeptidase inhibitor activity
Source: RefSeq, a predicted model, not a curated record
CUGGACUUCGUUGCUGAUCACCCAUUUCUUUUCGUGAUCAGAGAAGACAAGACUGGAGUUGUCCUCUUCAUUGGGCAUCUGUUGAAUCCUCGAACUGCAGUGUAAAUACAUGAGGGCCGACGCAUUAUUCCUCUCCCAGUGGUCGCAGUCUCGCAGACUCGCAGUUGGCACUUUCGCGCUCCACGGAUUCUCUCUCUAUUUUCUCUCCUCUGUGACAGAGCAAACCGAGCGCGAUCUCUCUUUCUGCUCAAACAUGGAUCUCAGGGAAUCGAUCGUGCAUCAAACGAGCUUCUCUUUGCAGUUCGCGAAGCUGGUCGGCUCGUCCCUCGCCAGCGACUCCAACCUCGUCUUUUCACCGAUCUCGAUCCAUACCGCCCUUGCUCUCGUCGCUGCCGGAUCGAAAGGCGAAACCCAGAAGCAGAUCCUCUCUGUUCUUCGCUCGGGCUCUGCUGCCGAUCUGAGCCUUCUCUCCUCCCAGAUUGCGGACAUCGUCUUAGCGGACGGGUCUUCUUCGGGUGGACCUAGACUGACCUUCGCUAAUGGCGUCUGGGUCGAUGCAUCGCUUUCGCUCAAAUCCACGUUCAAGGAAGUGGUUACUUCUGCCUACAAGGCCGAGACCAAAGCUCUCGAUUUCCAGGCGAAGGCUGAUGAUGCCAGACAAGAAGUAAACUCCUGGGUUCAAAUCAGAACUGGUGGCCUUAUCAAUGAGCUUCUUCCAACUGGAUCUGUGGAUGAAACGACUAGGCUUGUCCUCGGCAAUGCACUGUAUUUCAAAGGAGCCUGGGAUAAAAGGUUUGAUGCUUCUCAAACUAAAGACUCCGAGUUUUAUCUACUUGAUGGAAGCACCAUUCAAGUUCCUUUCAUGUCUACCAAAGAGAAGCAGUAUCUCUCUGCUUACAAUGAUUUUAAAGUCCUCGGGAUACCUUAUAAGCAAGGUGAGGAUGAGAGACGAUUCUCUAUGUAUAUCUUCCUUCCAGAUGCUCGCGACGGCCUUUCCAUUCUGACAGAAAAGCUGAGUUCUGAAUCAGGGUUCUUGAACCACCAUAUUCCUUGGGAAAAGGUUACCAUUGGGAAAUUCAAAAUUCCAAAAUUCAAAAUUUCAUUCGGUUUCGAGGCGUCCAGACUUCUUAAAACCUUGGGCUUGACCUCACCAUUUGGUCAAGAUGCCGAUCUAACUGAAAUGGUGGAUUCAGCUGUGGGAGGAAGGCUUUAUGUCUCUUCAAUUCAUCACAAAUCCUUUGUGGAGGUGAAUGAGGAAGGAACUGAAGCAGCUGCUGCUACUGCUGCUGUAGUUAUGCUAAGGAGUAUAAGGCCAGUUGAGCCCCUGGACUUCGUCGCUGAUCACCCAUUUCUUUUUGUGAUCAGAGAAGACAAGACUGGAGUUGUCCUCUUCAUUGGGCAUCUGUUGAAUCCUCAAACUGCAGUGUAAGCAUUAUACCCUCUCCCAGGUAAGUUUUUUGUUGAACUAAUUAUUGCGUUUACUUUUGAAAAUUUUAGCUUUAUGUAAGUGAAGCACUUUAAAUAGUUUGAAAUGAUCAAAGUCCUUGAGUUAAAAGUAUUGCCUGUUAUGCUUUAA